AUGCACCAUCCGACGAUCUACUGGGCGCAACGCAAGGACGUUGUCUACAUGAGGCUCUCUGUAUCCUCUGCCACAGACGUGAAGUUCAAGAUCGCCGAGGAAACGAUUCACUUUGCUUGCAAGAGUGGUGGGAAUGACUAUGCCUGCAAGCUCACUCUUUUUGCACCGAUCAAUCCGGACGAGUCCAAAUAUAAAGUGACUGGCCCCUGCAUAGAGUCGAUUCUUCAGAAGAAAGAGGCGAGCGAUGAGUUUUGGACUAGUUUGACAAAGACCAAGCUGCCUUACGUGCGCAUCGAUUGGGACCGCUGGGUCGACGAGGGCGAGGACGAGAACACCGCAGGGGCGCUCCCCAACCCCAACGACAUGGAUUUUGCUAGUAUGAUGAAGAACAUGGGCGGUGGAAUGCCCGGCCUGGACGGGAUGAACUUCGAUCCCAGCAACUUCAAGAUGCCGGAGGGUGCCGACUUCGGAGAUGAGGAGGACGACGACAACAAAGACGAAGAGGACGGGCCCGACGAGGAGAAGAAGGAGUCUGGCGAAGAGAAGGCAGAGGAGUAA
This is a messenger RNA of Giardia duodenalis, 558 nucleotides long. Its product is annotated as Wos2 protein. Gene Ontology annotation, biological process: chaperone-mediated protein complex assembly; protein folding. Gene Ontology annotation, cellular component: nucleus; cytosol. NCBI's taxonomy places the organism in Eukaryota, Fornicata, Diplomonadida, Hexamitidae. The record is from RefSeq and is a predicted model, not a curated record. Gene Ontology annotation, molecular function: Hsp90 protein binding; protein-folding chaperone binding. Bases 1 to 558 code for a protein of 185 amino acids. The transcript has a single exon.